CUCAUCAUCACGUGACUACCCGUGCCUACCUUAUCCUCUAUGGUCCGCUAAUCGCGUCUCCUCCGAGAUUCACGUUGAACACCACAUUCAAAUGACUUCCUUAUAUGCACCCUAAAUCUCCUUGUCGCCUUAUCUGGAUGCAUCAUUGUCGUCGUUAUUUUGCAUUCAAAAGGCUCGGCCUAAGGUAUCCGCCUCCUCGCGGGUGAUCGCGCACGUCCGCUCAAGGCCACAUGGCGAGUGUGAGCCGUCAUUUGCAACCAGAACCAUCUUCGUACUGGCUUCUACCCAUCGCCUACGGCCGAUGGAAGACCCAGGGUUCUGGUAAGGGGUUGGGUUGUUGAAGUGCUUGGCAUGAAUUCACUCGGCUGCCUGUCUGCGAUGACUGUUGUCGCCUCGUUCGGUGUGGCUGGGCAAGGCGUGCGGGGACGAUGCCCUCUCUAUCCCCUUUCUCCUUGUCUCUCUUGCUGUUCCCAUUAUUCGGUUCCAUCCGAUAUGGAGUCAAGGCUGCUCCUCUGCCAGAAGCCUGGGAGGGUGGGAUUCUCUGACCGUAUCGCCGGCAACAGAGGGGCAUUAGUUUUCAUCUUUUUAUUACUGACUAGGAAUGUUUCUGCCAGCUAACAUUAUAUAGGUGAUAUCGUGUAAUGUCGUCAACGGCAUCCGAUGCCGAUUCCGAUGCAGGCCCAGUCAUCAUUCCUCCAACAACACCAACCUCCAGCCCUAAUAUAGAUAUUACGGCGCAGCCGGCUGUCGUGACAUGGCAUACCUCCGACGGUGAGAACCGAUGCUUGUCAAACCUGAAUCUAGACGUGCACUAUGAUGCCCGCUCCAGCAAAGCUUUCUUUAAAUUACGCGCUGCUGUCGCCCUCAAAUCCCACCCUCGCUCGCGCAAUACUGCUGUCUUCCUCUUUAUUCACCCUGAGCGCAUACGCACACUUGUUCUCGAAGAUUCUCCGAGCGCUCCGGAAGCGGUAGCACUCGGCCCCGAGACCGUCUGCCUGCACUUUGAAUUAAAUAGAUUGCCGGCGCUGGUUGUGCCAAAAGAACCCCUUGCUCCCCGGAAUCAAACAUCGGGCAACCUGCUGGAUUCCAUGCGAGCAGUAGUUCAGCAAGCUAUUUUUUCUGUGUACACCAAAAUACCCUGCAGACUCUUACCACGGCAGCGACUAUUUGCACUAUGUGGCUCGGUGUCUCGCAACGAGAUUAAGUCUAUAACUGCCCAUAGCAAUGCUUCUAGUCUUUAUGCUGGUGCUGGAGGGAAGAUUAUUGAGGGGGAUAGUCUUUGUUCCGAAAAUAUUGUUCCUAGUGUGGGACAUGAAUCUGCAAUCGAGCCUCCCAUGGAGAACCCCCCAUCUUAUGAGGAGGUACUGCCUGCACCGCCGCCUGAAGCAGGACCUAGUCUGCACAAACGACGACGACUUAGCACCCCUGGGUCUGAAUCAGGAGCUCAUAGACGCGUAGAACGAAAAUAUAUUGAGGAUAUCUGCGCUCACAUGGUAGACAGUAAACUCAGCCAGCUUAGAGACGACAUGUCCAAGCAGCUCCGAACCUUGGAGAAUCGUAUUAUAGAUUACGUUGAUGAGCAGCUUAUCUUGCAAAGACAGGAAAUCACAGAGGAUCUUGGUGUCCAGACGGAAGAUAAGUAUUACGGACUAAAGUUGGACCUCCAGAAUUAUGUCCGUGAGGAGGUAGAGGAGGCUGAAGGUCGAAUCUUAGAUAAUUUAAGUACUGCUAGCUUCUCGUUACAAUUAAACUCAUAGA
Molecule: messenger RNA, 1758 nt
Organism: Xylaria bambusicola
Lineage: Eukaryota; Fungi; Ascomycota; Sordariomycetes; Xylariales; Xylariaceae
Exons: 2
Coding region: 642-1757 (371 amino acids)
Source: RefSeq, a predicted model, not a curated record